CUUUGCAGGCUGUCACACUGUUUAGUCACAGAUGAAGGAUGUGCUUCUCUGGCCUCAGCUCUGGAGUCAAACCCCUCACAUCUGAGAGAGCUGGACCUGAGCUACAAUCACCCAGGAGACUCGGGAGUCAGACUGCUCUCUGCUGGACUGGAGGAUCCACAAUGCAGGCUGGAGAAACUCAACGUGGAACAUGGAGGAGAGUACACAAUGAAACCUGGGCUCAGAAAAUAUGUCUGUGAUCUCACACUUGACCCAAACACAGUAAACAGACUCCUCUCUCUGUCUGAGGAGAACAGAAAGGUGACAUGUAGGAGAGAGGAGCAGCCGUAUCCUGAUCACCCAGAGAGAUUUGAGAAUUGGAGACAGGUGCUGUGUAGAGAGGGUCUGACUGGGCGCUGUUACUGGGAGGUAGAGUGGAAUGGGAGUGGGGCUGGAUUCGGAGUGACAUAUAAAGGAAUCAGCAGGAAAGGAGGGGGUAAUGACCUUGGGCUUGGAUACAAUGUCAAGUCCUGGAGUCUGGUCUGCUAUGAUAACAGUUACAUGGCCAGGCACAAUGAUAAACCCACUACCAUAGACGUCCCCUCCUCCGGCUCCCACAGAGUAGGAGUGUAUCUGGACUGGCCAGCCGGCACUCUGUCCUUCUAUAGAGCCUCCUCUGACACACUGACCCACCUGUACACUUUCACCUCCACAUUCACUGAGCCCCUCUAUCCAGGGUUUAAUGUUUCGUAUGACUCCUCAGUGUCUCUGUGUCAGGUGGUCACAACAUGACGUUUCGCUCUAAUCAUGUGUUUUAUGUUUGAUCAGACAUUUAAAUUCAUGGUGUAACACACACACACCAGUUUGAGACAAUUUAUUCCUGUUAAUAAUAACCACUCUGUGUAGGUAUCUUUGUGAUCCGCGUCUUGUGAGAAUGGUUCAGACCGUUCUUACUCACACUGGACACACACACACACACACACACACACACACACACACACACACACACACACACACACACACACACACACACUGGACACAACCCUGACGUCCUCACACCGUCUCACUGUCCAUGUCUGCUUUUAGCUCCCACCUUUAAUUCACUGUGUUAUAAUGGACCUUGUGCUUGUUAUGUCACCUCUGUAACCAGCUAUCAAACAUACUGACCUUUCUGACCCUGUCCCAUGGCCCUACUUUCUAGAACUAAACAUUUAAAGUCCUCUGAGUUUUGUUUAGUGUCCACUGACUUAUUGAUUGAUGUAUUUGUUGUAUAUUGGGGUUGUGCCCCAGAGCACACAUUUGUAUGUGUUGAGAUGAUCACUUUCCAGAUAAAUGGUUGAACUGA
Molecule: messenger RNA, 1324 nt
Organism: Oncorhynchus tshawytscha (Chinook salmon)
Lineage: Eukaryota; Metazoa; Chordata; Actinopteri; Salmoniformes; Salmonidae
Product: stonustoxin subunit beta-like
Exons: 3
Molecular function (GO): protein binding
Source: RefSeq, a predicted model, not a curated record